Python bivittatus (Burmese python) is the source of this 1637-nucleotide messenger RNA. It is a transcript of the gene SWI5, whose product is annotated as SWI5 homologous recombination repair protein. Gene Ontology annotation, cellular component: Swi5-Sfr1 complex; Swi5-Swi2 complex. The record is from RefSeq and is a predicted model, not a curated record. Gene Ontology annotation, biological process: double-strand break repair via homologous recombination. Lineage: Eukaryota; Metazoa; Chordata; Lepidosauria; Squamata; Pythonidae.
GCGCCCGUCCCGUGCCCGCCCUUAAUGGCGGCGCCGCCGUGGCUUCUCCGCUGUACCCCUUCGCUCUUUUGUCUUUAAACGUACGCGGAGCCUUGGCAAAAAAGAGGGGAUGGAUCCCUGCAGGAAAUAAGCUAAAACUCUCCGGCUUUCGGACUGCAAACCCAGCAAACGCGCUUGUGAAUUAUGCACACCCAUGAGCUGCAAAGCCCAUUUCUUCUUUCUCCUUCCUCUGACUGUUGUACGAAUCUCAACAUGGAAAAGGAAAAGGAAGUUGCUGGGGGUUGCAGUUCCGCCUCUCUCUUGGAAGACAUGCUGGCUGAGCGAGAACAUGAAUCUCCUUUGAAUCAAGGGGGCAAGCAGAACCUGGGAUUAAGGGGGAGAAUCUCUCCUAAACCUUUAACGUGGAGGACGCCUCGAGCAGCUCGGAGAAGUUGUAAUGCAAGCUUUAAGUCUCCUGUUCUUCCUCCAAGGAGCUGUCAGCCUGCUGAUAAGGACGUCUUGCAGCACGAAAUUGAAGAGCUAAAAUGCAAGGAACUUGCUCUGGAUCAGGAAAUAGCACAGAUCAAGGCUGAGGGAUACAGCUUGGAGGAACUGGAAAACCACAUUACCCUGCUUCAUGAAUACAAUGAGAUCAAAGACGCCGGACAAAUGCUUUUAGGCAAAUUGGCUCAGUUACUCUCUAGUUUGUGUGCUUUCUCUCCUAGCUGUGAUCAGAGGCGUCACCACGAAAGAACUCUACCCUGAAUUUGACCUAGACCUUAACGACUAGGAGGAAUGUAGAACAUGACACUACCUAGACUAUUGAAAUAUAAUACAUGGUGAAAAGGCAACCACUGUAAGUUCAUUCCCCCCCCCCAACUAUUGAUGAAACAGUGGCUUUAAUUCUUAAAAAAACCCCAUUUAAUGGAUGGAGAAGCUGUUGGAUUGUGACCAACCAUCUGGAGAUGGACAGGAGAGAAUUCCCCUGCCGUGCACAGAUCUCUGCAGAAUUGUAGGAUGCUGUAGUGGACUGAAUAACUACUAAUGGUCCUAUUCAUUGUGGAAGUCGACCAGGCUAAAAUACAAGUCCAGUGUGAUUUCCUGUAAGAGUUGCAAAGGUUACUGAUGGUCUCAAUGGAAGUCCCUUCAGCCCUGCGUCCAUUCACAGGUCAGCCCUGUUUUCUUUCUCACAAGCGGACUGAAUUUGAAGGUGGAAUCCUCUCCAGUCCAAAUCAUCCCCCUACCUACCUUUUUAACAAUUUGCUGGAAUGCAGCCUCCUUCAAAUGACGGCUGUUGAUAAGACCAUAGUUCAGAACACGUUGUUGAGAGGAAAGCGAAAAUGAAAUCGUCUAUAAAAGUGAUGCAUAACUUGCUUGGCAAUGAGUUUUAAAAGCAUUUGUGAGGUGGUUCAGCUUUGACGCUGAAAUUAAGGGGGCUGUUGCACGGGGGACGAAAAAUGAACAUGCAUUGACUUAAAAGUGGUUUCCUUUCCUUCGUGCAAGGAGGUUGGAAUCUCAACUAAUUUAUGUUGGUGUUUGGGGGUGAAAUAUUAGCUCUCGUUAUCUUGCUAAUAUAGGCAAUUCAAGGCUUUCAACGCAGAUCUGCAGAGGUCUUGCAUUCCAAAGUUAUAACAUUAAAGACAAUUCUCAAUUUUUAA